This is a messenger RNA of Dalotia coriaria, 1961 nucleotides long. RefSeq lists its product as uncharacterized. Bases 337 to 864 code for a protein of 175 amino acids. Lineage: Eukaryota; Metazoa; Arthropoda; Insecta; Coleoptera; Staphylinidae. The record is from RefSeq and is a predicted model, not a curated record. The transcript is spliced from 8 exons.
CGCAGCGCGAACAGCCAGCCCUGCCCUGCCCUCGAAUCGCGCUCGCUCUCCUUGAAUGAGAGAAGCUGUGUGACGCGUUCGACACGUGACGAAAAUUACCGCAUCGAACGCCACGCGGCCCGGAUCUCUUCCAAGCAUAUUAAAUUUUGCAUUUUGGAGAUUGAUGCAUCGCGUGUCCUACGUACAGCGAAUAUUUUCAUUCUCAACGGUGCCAAAGCGCAAACAGGAUAUAUACUGGAGCGAUCAAGAGACUGGCUUAAGGUUUGCGGCUAUAACCUGUUAAAUAGACUCGCAGAAACCACGGCGUCGUUUCUCUGCCUCACCAACAUACUAGGUAUGAAAGGUGAAAUCAUUAGUUGUCCGCACAAGGAUAUUUACUUCCUGGAAACGAACACAAAAUCCGAGAGCACAGACUUGGCGAACAUGUUUGCGUCACCCUCGUCUGCGACAGGCCGAGGGCACAUGAUAAAAUGCAAACCGCGCACCAAGUUAAAGCAGAAAUACAAUCCGGCGCUAGAUUUUUUCGUCCAGAACAAAGCGACAACGAAGUCUGCCGGCGGCCAUGCCGCCAAGGAGGACGUCGGCAAGUGUAGCUCCAGCGGCAAUCAAUCGGAGCAGAUGACAACGGCGGGUGGAAGCGGCAGCCGACGGAACAGCAUAGAUCUCUACGAGGAGGCGGCAACGAUACUCGGCUUAACGUGUUCACAGACUGACGACUGCAAGUGCAUCGAGUGCCAAUGUCACUACUUUGAUUUCGAAGACGACCUGGAUUUCACGCCGCUGACGUCGUCCGCGUUGGGGACUACCAGUGGCGGCAGCGGGGAAUAUUACGUCGAUCACAAUUCCUCCUGCGCCAUUCAAUAACGAAAUCGGCGUCAAACAUCGCCAAAGUAUAACGAAGAAGGCUGAACACACGAAAAUUGUACCACCCGCAUACACACGCAUACACUCACGCAUAAACACACACAUACAUACAUACCCACACAUAGGCGUAAACUCGUGUGCGCAAUUUAUUACUGGUGUCUUUGUACGUAUUCUGUUGUACAUUUUGGUUUGUUUUUCUUAAAGAUUCGCAGUACAUGGUAGGAUGAAGAUGAUAAAAUCUAUUCGGGAGAAAAAACGGAGCGAACGGAAUGUGAAUGAAUUAGUGUGCAUCGAAGAACAAAUGUAGAAAAAAGCCAAACAAUGCCAAAGUCAUGCGGAAAAAAGUAUUCUCAAAAGAUUCGCCACGGAUCAUAUUUUGAUAGUAGCAUCUCAAUAAUGAGAAAAGAAUAUUUAUUUAACAUCACUCUGGAAAAUGAACAUCAGAAUGAAUAUAUUACAAAUUAAACUAAAAAAAACUCAAUGGCUUUUAUGUGUCGUUAUAAAAAUGCAUAAAUAUGAAAUUAUUCGAACAAAUGAAUAUUAACGUUAUUCAUAUGUACUUAACAUUUUAAAGUAAACGAGCACGAAAAGACUUUUAAUGCAAAGCAAGUAUUAUCGAAAAAAGCAACACGUAUAUGAAAUUUUUUAAACUUAAAAUUUUCGUAUUUGUAUCGUAAAAUUCGUGAACGCGAUUUGCAGAGGAUAAAGCAUUAUUUCUAAAGAAAUUGUAAAAAAGAGAGUAUGCAAGAUAUAUAACGUAAAGAAAAAUAUUCGUACAAAAUAACUUGUAUAAAGCAUUUAUUAUCGUAAAUUUACACAGUUUCAUUAACAACUCUAUUGCCACGUAACAGAAAAUCAAUGUAUAUAUUUCACUCAAUAAUAUCAGUUUGACAUUUUAACGGACUAAAUAAUCGUGAAAAUUAUUAAUUAAUUAUUCAUUUGUUCAGUUGCGAAUGAUAAAUGAUGAAAAUUGGAUAUAUAAAUAACAUGCGGGCAUAUUUAUUUAAAAAUAAACUGAGAAAAGUAUUAUCUACAUUGUUUAUUAUCUAAAACUUAUAUUGUACAUGUAAUAAAAAUAUUCUAAAUUUUUAAUGAAA